UCAUGGUGCAGGUUUGAAUGAAACAUUGCCUUUUGGCCUGAAGUUUUAUGGCUCUUGCAUUACUGCAAUCUUAGUCACUGAGUAAAAUUCUUGACUGAUUGAAUUGACAUGAGUAGCAGGUUGCGGAAGUGGUAGAGACUGGAUUUGGUCUACCUGACAUUCAGAUAUUCAAUGUGUCAUUUCUAUUACGGAACCAAGUAUGUUGGAUCAGGGUUGUUCGCUCUGUGAUGUAACUUGUCGAAAUGGUAGAGUGGUGCCACUGGUUGGUGACACCUGUUUGGCUGAUCAGCAACUCCUGUGUGUUGUGGUCAAUGUAACAAACGGUACGAACAACACAUCCAGCGUCACCAUGGGCCAGGACAGAGGGAAGUAUGAUUUCUACAUCGGCCUGGGACUAGCCAUCAGCUCCAGCAUCUUUAUAGGCGGAAGCUUCAUCCUCAAGAAGAAAGGACUUCUCCGACUGGCCAGGAAGGGACAGUGUAGGGCAGGACAAGGUGGACACGCGUAUCUUAAAGAAUGUCUCUGGUGGGCCGGAUUAUUAUCAAUGGCGGCUGGAGAAGGGGCUAACUUUGCAGCGUAUGCCUUUGCUCCUGCUACUCUCGUCACCCCUCUGGGGGCCCUCAGCGUGCUGGUUAGUGCGGUGCUGUCGUCGUACUUCCUGACAGAGCGUCUGAACCUGCACGGGAAGCUGGGAUGUCUGCUCAGUAUCUUGGGUUCUACUACCAUGGUGAUCCACGCCCCUCAGGAGGAAGAGAUCAACAGCCUGGACCACAUGGCUCGGAAACUGGUGGACCCAGGUUUCCUGGUGUUUGCCACCUUCGUCAUCAUCGUAGCGCUCAUCUUCAUCCUGGUGGUUGGCCCUCGGCACGGCCAGACCAACAUCAUGGUGUAUAUUACCAUCUGCUCUGUGAUAGGAGCUCUGUCUGUGUCGUGUGUGAAAGGGUUGGGCAUCGCCAUCAAAGAAGCCAUAGCUGGGAGGCCCGUGGUGGGGAACCCUUUAGCCUGGGUGUUACUGCUCGGGCUGGUGGCCUGCGUCUCCACUCAGAUCAACUACCUGAACAAAGCUCUGGAUAUCUUCAACACCUCCCUGGUCACGCCUAUCUACUACGUGUUCUUCACCACCUCGGUCCUCUCCUGCUCGGCCAUCCUCUUCAAGGAGUGGGAGCACAUGGCCGCCGCUGACGUUAUCGGGACUCUGAGUGGAUUCCUGACCAUUAUAGUUGGUAUCUUUCUGCUCCAUGCCUUUAAGGACCUUAGUGUGAGCCUGUCCACGCUGGCUGUGUCCAUCAGGAAGGACGAGAGGCCCGGGCCGGCAGCUAACGGAGUGGCUACACACGGCGGCUACGAACUGCUGCACAACGACUCCACGGAGAUGGACCUGGAGGAGAGGGAGGGGUUUGUCUCAUUCCCUCUGGAUGUCUGACUACAUGGAGAAGACAGGGGUUCGUCUCAUUCCCUCUGGAUGUCUGACUACAUGGAGAAGACAGCUCUGGAUGUCUGACUACAUGGAGAAAACAGCUCUGGAUGUCUGACUACAUGGAGAAAACAGCUCUGGAUGUCUGACUACAUGGAGAAGACAGCUCUGGAUGUCUGACUACAUGGAGAAGACAGGGGUUCAUCUAAAUCCCUCUGGAUGUCUGACUACAUGGAGAAGACAGGGGUUCAUCUAAAUCCCUCUGGAUGUCUGACUACAUGGAGAAGACAGGGGUUCAUCUAAAUCCCUCUGGAUGUCUGACUACAUGGAGAAGACAGGGGUUCAUCUAAAUCCCUCUGGAUGUCUGACUACAUGGAGAAGACAGGGGUUCAUCUAAAUCCCUCUGGAUGUCUGACUACAUGGAGAAGACAGGGGUUCAUCUAAAUCCCUCUGGAUGUCUGACUACAUGGAGAAGACAGGGGUUCAUCUAAAUCCCUCUGGAUGUGUGACUACAUGGAGAAAACAUCUCUGGAUGUGUGACUACAUGGAGAAGAAGGUCUUCCUCUGAAGCUGGCAAUAUUCUCCUAUUCUGUAUUUAAACAUGCACAGAGUUUAGAACGUUUAGAACGUGAUACCUGAGGAGUUAUCGGAAAAUCACCAACUUUUUUUGUUGUAUCUUUUACAUAAAUGCCCUCAAGAACAAGCAGAUAUUUGUUACAUAUUUAUUGAAUGAAAAAAAAAAAAAUGAUUAAAAUAAUUCCAACACAAAA
Salmo salar (Atlantic salmon) is the source of this 2184-nucleotide messenger RNA. RefSeq names its product NIPA magnesium transporter 2 (gene nipa2). The record is from RefSeq and is a predicted model, not a curated record. Gene Ontology annotation, biological process: magnesium ion transport. Lineage: Eukaryota; Metazoa; Chordata; Actinopteri; Salmoniformes; Salmonidae. Gene Ontology annotation, molecular function: magnesium ion transmembrane transporter activity. Gene Ontology annotation, cellular component: membrane.